This is a messenger RNA of Poecilia latipinna (sailfin molly), 2039 nucleotides long. RefSeq names its product protein FAM111A-like. Lineage: Eukaryota; Metazoa; Chordata; Actinopteri; Cyprinodontiformes; Poeciliidae. The coding region runs from base 285 to 1730 and encodes 481 amino acids. The transcript has 6 exons. The record is from RefSeq and is a predicted model, not a curated record.
AGAGAGCGGAGCAGAAUGCACCGCGGUUUUCUGCUGCACAACUAAAAGCAUUUUAAACUAUUUUAUCCUCCGUUUGCCUCAUUUAAAGACCGUCAGUGUUUCUUUUCUCUUCAGCUUUUAAGUUUUUCUGGUUUUUACUUUAUUUCUUCACUUUUUACUGCAUGAUUCAACCCUGCAGAACAGCCGCAUUGCAAAGCGCCUCAACUUCUCAGCUGAAAGGGUUUAAAACCAGAAGUCAGGACAUGAUGAAGACACCAACGAAGAGAACGUGAACAGAAAACAAAAUGGACAAGAAGACCGGCUGUGAUAAAGAAAAUAUCGACCCUGGAAAUGACUCCAGUCCACCCAGGAAAAGAUGGAGGGCCUGUCCAGGUUUUCAGGUCUCCGAUGGGCUGCAGAGUCAAACCAGGCCUCCUCUGGGAACCAGGGACAGCAAUGAUGGCAGUUCCCUGCAGGUCAAACCUCGUCCACAUCCCACUGUUAGGGAGAAGAAGAGGACAGCAGGAGAGCAGCGUUUCAAACAAGACCUGCUGCCUUACCGAAGAAAAUAUAAAACAUGUUCUCCAACCAACAAACGAGAGACUGAAUUAAUGCCACUCAGGGGUGUUUCAGGUUCAGUGAGUGAGAGUGAAAACGUUCCACCAGGCUGUGAGUCUGAAACUCUGGGGAAAAAAUAUCUGGAAAACUCAGAGUGCAGAAAUGACCCAGAGAACGAGGAUUUUCUAAAACUGAAAGAGUGGGUGGAGAGUAGAUUUCCUGUUUGUACCUUUGAGAAACCCCUGCAAAUGAUAGAGGAGAACUUUGAAAUGAUUCAGCGUUCCUUUACUGAAUUCAGCAGCACAGGGACACAGCUGGUAAAUCCCCGCCAAUCUGUGUUUUACAUGGAAAUAUGGGAAACCGGUUCCAAUUUCAUUUCUCACGGCACAGGAUUUGUGCUGGGUGGCAACAUUGUUCUAACCUGUUUCCACUUAUUUAAACAUUGGGAGAAAAGAAACUUAAACAGCUUAUUGAAAAAUCUGAAUAUUAAUGUAGAGUUCAACUUUAAUAAUUUGGCUUAUAAAUCAAAGAAAACCUUUCAAGCUAAGUGGCUUCUUGGGAUCCGUGAUGUAGAUGUCGCCCUAUUGGAGCUCAUCUAUGAGAACAGAUCCCUUACACAAGCAGAGCUGGAGGAAAUACCUCCAGGUCUCCUGAAGAUAUUUGGACCGGUACCAGGUGGUGAUGAAAGGGCUUGUAUUGUUGGUUAUCCAGCAGGAGGAGGAAGGAAGACAAUAGAUUUUACAUUUAUCAUUAGAAAAGAGGACAGGGAGCAGGCUGUCACCUGUAAUUUAAUGUCCAAAAACAGUUAUCUGGCUGUCUUCUCGUUUCUUGACCAGCUCCACAGGGACCCCAACAGAGAUAAUUAUGUUACCUACAACACCUCCAUGUAUCAGGGCUCCUCUGGCUCCCCAGUGUUUGAUAUUUUUGGACGGGUGUUUGGUUUGCACAUUGGUGGAUUGUACAUUGAUAAUCCAAUUCCUAGUCACGGUGUUAUGGGAUGUGCCUUUUCUGUGCUCGAGAUAGUCAAAAAGCUUCUGGGUGAGCUCCAGAGAAACGGCGAGGAGGAUUUGUUGCAGAAAGUUUUGGUGGAAGCAGAGGGGAAUCCAUACCUUGAAGAUUACCUGGAGAAUCAGGGGAAAACAGAUGAAACAGGAAAACAAUCAGAUUCUGAGGAGGAAAUGGACACAAGUUAGGCGUUUACAUUAGAUUUCAUAAGACAAAUAGCACAUCAUGCAGCACUAGAUCAUUUUAACUCAUGAAGCACUGAUUACAUUUAAACACAAACAUCCAGGAUCAUGUUGAAUUUCAUACACCUUGUAUAAAAUUAAGAUGGUUAAUUCAGUCUGAAUAUUGUCCAUUUGCUGGUUUGUGGAUUCAUGUAUGAGAACUAAAUUAUUUAUCAUUUUUCAAAUAAAAUGUAUGAAAUGUUUUUCAUUGCUCUGAUGCUGGAUUCUUACCUCUUUGAAGAAAUGCUGUUUGAUAACAACCCGGUGAUGGAUCUG